AUGCCAACACACAAGGAGAACAAUCUCCCCCACAUCCACCGGUACAUAACCACGCACAACACCGACGGCGAAGCAGUUUUUGUCUCCCACGCACAAAUACCCGACUACAUGCCCUCGAAGCCAGCCGGCGAAGAUGGCGAGAUAGCGCUCCUGUACGCGACAACGAUCACGCCCACCAACGUUGACGACGAAGCUGAUAUCGCCAUGUACGAUGAAUUCCUGCAUCAGCCCCCCGGCAUAACGACUGAGGCUGGUACUGUGUUCCGCAUGGUAGAUCUCCGUCCUGGGAAGGUUACGCCUAUGCAUCGGACUGUUAGUUUGGAUUACGGGAUCGUGUUGGAUGGGGAGGUGGAUUUGACAUUAGAUUCUGGGUCGAGUCGGAUUUUAUAUCGAGGUGAUGUUUGUGUGCAGAGGGGUACGGCCCAUUCCUUUAGGAAUAAAAGUACUACGGAGUGGUGUCGCUUACUUUUCGUGUUCUUGCCGAUGCAGAUGCUUACUAUCAAGGGGCGGGAUUUGGAAACGGAGGUUUACGAUGCCCCUUAUGUGGAGCCAGAUGGGAAGAAAAGUAACUAG
This is a messenger RNA of Penicillium atrosanguineum, 573 nucleotides long. Its product is annotated as cupin domain-containing protein. Lineage: Eukaryota; Fungi; Ascomycota; Eurotiomycetes; Eurotiales; Aspergillaceae. The record is from RefSeq and is a predicted model, not a curated record. The coding region runs from base 1 to 573 and encodes 190 amino acids. The transcript has a single exon.